AUGAGCUGCACGAAGCAGCGUCCACUCUGCGCAGAGGAAGCACACAGCUCGACAACGCUGCAAGGCGGCAGCCAGGAAACGGUUUCGACGAUCAUUAAGCAAUCGCCAACAUCGCCGCAGCAGCAGCGGUUGAGUGGAAUUGCAGGUCUGCAAGUGGAUGAAGUGCUUUAUGCGCAGGUGCAGCCUGAGAACAACUACCAGCUGCAACAACAACAGCAGCAGCAACAACAACAAUUGCAACAACAGUCGCGUCUAAGCACACACUUAUUGCUGCAGCAGCAGCAGCAACAACAGCAGCAGCAGCAGGCCACACAACGGCAACAUCAACAGCAGCAACAUCAACAGCAGCAACUUGUUACUUACCAGGACCGUCCACCGCCGCCGCCCUACAACGAAUACACGCAAUUGAAUGCAGCUGCCGAGAGUGCGGCGCUCAAUUUGAGCAGCAUUGGUGUUGGCAAAUCUGUCGAGGAAGAUGCCACCGUCGAAUCAUCGUCAACAGCAACAACAACAACAACAACUCACGAGCUGCGCAUGCUGCGGCAGGCGAAUGUGGCUGCUGCCAUGGCUGUGGUUGCUAAUGUGGCUGCCAAUGCGAAUGUUGAGCCCGUCAAUGACACCGAUUGUGAGCCGUAG
Drosophila nasuta is the source of this 636-nucleotide messenger RNA. Its product is annotated as putative serine/threonine-protein kinase mps1. The transcript has 3 exons. Lineage: Eukaryota; Metazoa; Arthropoda; Insecta; Diptera; Drosophilidae. Bases 1 to 636 code for a protein of 211 amino acids. The record is from RefSeq and is a predicted model, not a curated record.